AUGCAUCAUCAUCAUCAGCUGGUGGAGGUGGAAGUGGAGAGUCCUCCCAGGGAGUCCUCCAGACUGGCUGCUCGCCCGGUAGCAGCUGGAGCAGGUGCUGCUGAACCUCCUGCAUAUGCCGAGAUCGGGCCUGCUCCCUCUCGAUGCGAGCCAGGGUCACCCCCUGCUGGGUCUCCAUCCGAUCAAGACGUUCAUCAUAAGCAGCCAUCUGGGUCUGGUACUCGGCAUGGUGAGCCGAAUACUGCUGCUGGAACUGGCGCUGAUGAUCGAAGAGCUGCUGAUUCAGGAGACGCAGCUGCUCGAACUAGUGAGCGAAGUAGUCCUGGCCGGGGAAAGUGGAACUUCCACCCCCGUACUCGAAGGUGGUGGGGCGGCCGGCAGCAGUAUCAUCCACAUCCUUGGGGUGGACAUCCUCAUCAGCCGCAUCCUCAGGAACCUCCGGCUGGUCCUCCGCUGGGAUCUGAGGUUGAGGAAACCCCUCGAUCCACUUAA
Messenger RNA from Linum trigynum, 492 nucleotides. The record is from the annotation of a GenBank genome assembly. Lineage: Eukaryota; Viridiplantae; Streptophyta; Magnoliopsida; Malpighiales; Linaceae.